Anopheles coustani is the source of this 2246-nucleotide messenger RNA. RefSeq lists its product as uncharacterized. NCBI's taxonomy places the organism in Eukaryota, Metazoa, Arthropoda, Insecta, Diptera, Culicidae. The record is from RefSeq and is a predicted model, not a curated record. The transcript is spliced from 4 exons. Bases 84 to 1991 code for a protein of 635 amino acids.
ACCACCGCCUUGAUGGCCGUUUUGAUUCCGUCCCGCAACAGACACAGUGUGCCGUGUAAUUCGGUCUGGCGCAGACGACGAGAAUGGUAAGCGAUAGCAAGCACAAACUCAUCAGCGAGUUCUUCAUACCGGACGAGCUCAAGGACGACAUUGCAUACUGCCAGCGAUCGUUACGGGACUACGUGAAAGUGCAUCAGCACUUCGCGCUGCAAUGCAAAAGUUUAUCUGGAGCGCAGCAAACGCAGGUGCAAGGGUUUCUGCGCGAGUUAGAGGAUGAGAUGUUGGCCAUCGGCAAGGACCAAAGCGAGCUGGUUCAGGACCUCACGAAGCGACUGAGGCUCUUCCAGCGAAAGACGGCCACUGAGCGGUCCAUCGAGCUGGAGGAUGACUUUGCAAACGGGUACGUCGCGUGGGUACUGUCAACACACUGCGAGCUACAGGGCGCCCAAUCGUACGUGCCCCGUGCCGUUUCGGAACGGUUGAAUGAAUCGCAGCUCUAUCAGAAGUAUCGACUGGUGGACGUCGGACGUAACGUGUCGGUCCUGCCGGACAAGCGGCUUCGAAAGAGGCCUGUAUUGCAGACGUCACUGUUGAAACCACUAGCAGAGCGGACCAUGGAUCCAGGAACGCAGCUCCAUCCGAAGCCUUUCCUCACCCCUCCGAGCUCACAAGCAACACUACCUCCACUGGCGCCACCAGCCGUUGUAAAGGUACCACCAGCCAGCACCACCGCCAGUAAGCGAAAGGUACCACCCGAGCAGCCUAUACAUGCGAAGAUGCUUCGGUCACGUACGUGCACUGUGAAGCAGGAAGAAACUCCCAUAAAGCAGGAGCCAAUCGAACAAGGGCACGAGCCGGCAAAUGAUUCUGAAGAGUCUUCCCCUAACUCGUCGAACGGGGGAAUGUCAGACUCAGCGGCCGUCAAACGUGGUCGGUGCAAUCUGCGACAAGCGUUGAGUAAGGUAACCAAGAGUAACCACCAGGUCAGUCCGCCUACUUCGACUAGCAAAUCAACCACAAAUCGCUGCAACCGACCGCAGCCGGGUGGAACACAGUCCAGUUCACCAAGCACCGGAAAGCGUAGCCCUUCGCUGCUAUCGUCGUCGUCGGAGUCUUCGAAUUCACGUGCCUCAACUCCUGGUACUUCUGCCAACGGCAACAGUGGAGCAGGUGUUCGCAAACAGCCAGAUGCCGCGUCGGAUGACUCAUCCAAUGAACACUUGCCGCCGUUGAUCGAGGAAGACCAUCCCACACUGCCAUGCACCAUCGACGAGAUGGACCAGUAUGACUUUCUGAAGCCCUUCGGGUUGUACACGAUCACCGACAGCAAUCUGCUGAAGGGGCGCAAAAAUGAACGGAAGCGACGCAGCUGCUACAGUACCGAGCGAAAGGACUACCACUACGGCAAGCUGGACUACUUCGAGCAGCAGCAUCUGUAUAUUAUGCCGAAGCGCCGCCAGGGUGCGAACAAGCGGCUCCUGUACAGUGCAACGUCUGCUGAAAAAGCGAACAAAAACAGAAAACCCUGGUCCAAUGGUGUAUCCGCUCUACCACCGCCGCCACCGCCACUACCUCCAUUCUUGGUAUCGACGUCGAUGGUUGCCGCUGAACAAUCUCUCUGUGAAACCGUUGCCACCGAAGCGCUGAAAAAAACGGUCGAUAAUGCGCUGGACGAACCGAAAACCACAGUAUGCUAUGUGUGUACUAAAAUUAGCUCCACCUCCGAUGCUCUUAGUACUUGUUCAGAAUGUUGCAAUAUGUAUCACCUAAGCUGCCACGUGGAUGAUGAAGAGGAUCGAGUAAAUAAUAGGAAAGAUACAGUGGAAGAUUCUAAAUCAUCCCUCUCGGACAAAGGCCUCAAUAAGGAUGAUGAAAACGUCGAAGGCGGAAAUGGAAAUCAAAAUCAUUCGGCUGUGCAGCUGUUAUCGAAACGCGACAACUUGUGCCCGAAUUGCUUUGCCUUAGCGAAAGGUAACAACCAUAAGACAUGAGACUUUUCCUGUUGUUGAUUGUUAGCUAAUAGUUCGUUAUGUGUCCACCUCCCCGCGCCGUGUGGAGGAUGUUCUGUUGUAGAGAAUGAACAAAUAAAAAUAACCCCAAAAUCCCAGCACCAUCCCUCCCUGCCCUCCGUUAGAUAGUUAAGAAGAAGUAUAUCAUCAUGCCAUGCUGUGUCAGGUGUUCGAGGGGCGAGAUCCUCGAAGGAACCAAUUCGACUGUAUGUGCAAUAAAUUGAGCAGGUUUCAAAA